Molecule: messenger RNA, 1107 nt
Organism: Maudiozyma barnettii
Lineage: Eukaryota; Fungi; Ascomycota; Saccharomycetes; Saccharomycetales; Saccharomycetaceae
Gene: YIM1
Product: Yim1p
Exons: 1
Coding region: 1-1107 (368 amino acids)
Cellular component (GO): mitochondrion
Source: RefSeq, a predicted model, not a curated record
AUGUCUACUGUUACACAAAAAUCAAUCACUUACGUUAAUAAUACUACGGCUCCAACCAUUACCACCAAGGAAAUCGAUUUGGAUACUUGUUAUAAUGACAAUGAAAUUGUCAUUAAAGUUCAUGCUGCUUCAAUUAACCCAGUAGAUGGGUUGACUUAUUCUGCUUGCAAUUAUUUUGUAGGUGGUAGUUCUUUAAAGACAUUUGGUAGAGAUUUUGCCGGUGUAAUUGUUAGACGUGGUAAAGAUGUUAAUAUUAAAUGGCAAUUAAAUAAGAAAGUUAAUGGACAAUUUAAACAUGUAUGGGGUGAAAAGGGUUCUUUCACCAACUAUUUCGUUUGUAACCCUGAAGAAGUUAGAUCAAUUAAUACUUUUGAAACAAGGGAUGACGACAAAUCUUCAAAGAAAUAUAAUGAUUUUAUUAUAAAUGGUGCGUGGCCUUUAGUUUUCGGUACAGGUUAUUCUGCUUUACAUGAAAAGGGACAAGUUUGGACUCCAGAAUCAAAAAUCCUGGUCAUUGGUGCUUCGACUUCUGUUGCUUUAGCUUGUGUUAACAUUGCUAAAAAGAUCUUAAAUAUUGGUACUGUCGUGGGUAUUUGCAAUUCAAAGGCAAUUGAACAUAAUAAAGAAAGAGGAUUCGAUCAUUUGAUUGCUUAUAAUGAUCCUGAACAUUCUACUGUUGAAUCUAUUCAAUCUUUAAUUAAAAACGAAUUGGGAGGUGAAAAAUUCGAUUUAAUCUUUGAUGCUGUUGGUAGUAGUGAAUUCUUCCCUGUAAUGGAUACUGUAUUAAAACCAAAAUCUACCAAUUCUCAAUAUAUUACUAUUGCUGGUGAUGCUGUAAUGGAUUUUACUAAUAAAUCAAUGCUCGGUAACUUCCAAUUGGGUCCAAUUAAAAGAAAAUUAAAUCCAUUUAAAAAAUUCAAUUAUGAUUUUACAAUGCUAGAUAAUUUAUUUACUUAUAUGGAAUUAGGUGCUACUAUGAUUGCUGAUGGAACUUAUUCACCUGAAAUUGAUUCUGUUUACAAAUUUGAUGAUUUCAAAAUUGCCUUUGAUAGAGUGGAUACUCAUUUGGCUAAAGGUAAAGUUGUCCUAGACAUGUCUGACAUUUAA